AGUUGCCCAUUUGUUCUGGCCGACGUGAAAAUGUCUUUAGCAUCCUCUUGACAGUGACUACGCCUUUCUUGUUUUUGUCGUUUUUACAGGCAGCAUAAUCGUAAAAUGCACGAAAGUUAUUGCGUUUUUCGUGAGGACCAUCACGCCGCCUCCUCUCCGGUUUCAGUCGAGCGUCUCAUCGGCUCCUAAGAGGUUUACUUUACUAUUACUAGCAAAUGUCUGGAGCGCACUGCGUGCACAAGGAGCGCACCGUCUCGCGCUAAUUCCUUAAAAGACCAUAGUUCUCUAUUGUACAAUAAAGGGCUCUGUAAGGAGUUUUCUGACAUUGACGCUGAGUUGCCUCGAUCACCACCUUCAGUCAAGGAGUGCUGCAUACACUAAUUCCUACAGUGGCCAUACCUAAGAAGCCUUUUUUCUAUUGGUUAGGAGCAGACUAAUCACUUCAUGAAGAAGAUUGCUUCUGAAGGCCAUGGUGUUCUCAAGAAAAUCCCUGACAAUCUGAUGCCAAAAAAAAUUAAUUGCUGGUAACAUAUUUUAAAGGAAACGAACACAUAGUCUAUCAGUGUUAUUCUCCUUUCAUUCCCCUGUCUUUGUUUUUAUGAGGGAGGAGCUUAAAGCCAGACCGAUGAUUGGCUUAACCCUACGUUCCUCUUAAGCCCCUCCCUAAAGCAAAGAACCCCUUUAGACGCCAUUAGCUUCAUCACUGAAUUCUGGGUAACAAAAUGCCAGCCAAGAUGCCCAUGUACCUGAAGACUUCCACUCCAAAACGGGGCAAGAAGCUGAAGUUGCGAGAUGUCCUUUCCAGUGACAUGAUUAGCCCCCCGCUGGGUGAUUUACGACACAGUGCCCAUGUAGGUCGUGAAGGUGAGGGAGAUAUGUUUGGGGAUGUGGGGUUCUUGCAAGGCAAGCUAGACAUACUGCCAUUGCAGAACCGGUCCGAGGGCGACUGCCAGGUGGAAGAGACCUUCCAUGUAGAAGCAAAGGGUCUGCAGUACCCUCACUGCCAUUCUCACCCCAACAUGCCCAUUCUGAAGAGCACCUUUUCCAUGCCAGUUUUUAUGGCCCCUGAACAAGCCCCGCCAAAACCGCCCCGCCUACACUUAGAGGAGACUCUACCCCAUACUCUGCAAAAGCAGUUGCAGCAACAACAGCGCUCGAUGUCCGUCAGCGAUGAGCAUGGUCAUCGAGGGGGCUGCUAUGGAGAUUUCUGUCAUGACUUCAGCUACUCUGUCGCCAACCCUGCUUUCCGGCAUCUAGUACCAUCCUCAGAAUCCUUCUCGGAGGCUUCUUCUGAGGAUUCUAUGCCUGAUGGUUGCCUCCCAUCGGAUCCCCAUCGUGGACUCAGCCUAGACUCUGAUGCUGGGCUGAGCAAUGAAGAUCUGCAUAGCGAGUGUAGCGAGUCGCCAGGUUUAGUCGGCUCGGACUCGCUUCUUGGCCUUGAUAUAGACCUAGGACCCUCCAUCCUGGAAGAUGUGCUAAAAAUCAUGGACCGUUACAAGACCGUGGACGAUGCUUAUGAGCUGUGAGAUGGAGUGGAUAGGGCUGCAGUGCGGUUUCCAGAUAUUGCCUAUCGUCUUCAUUAUGUCUGUUCUCUUAUUAAAGAAAAAAGAGUGAUAAAAUAGCUAAACUAAAGCUGUACUGAUUUUAUUAUUGGGGUAGGAAAGUCAACUAGCAAUUUAUAACAUUAAAAAUUAUAAUCAUUUUUGUUGUGAAGAAACAGGAUGGAUAACACUCUUAUUCGUGUUCUGCUAUUUUAAUGAUGACAACUAUGCUACUGUUAAUUCAAGGUCUUUAAAAACAUAAUUAAAAAAAAGUUGCAUAUAUUUUUAUAAAAUCAGUAUAUAGUUCAAAAUACAAUGUAAAAUAUAAAUUAUUUCCAGCAAGUUAAGUACAUGCUACAAAAGCUCCUCAAAACUAAUAACAUUUUGAAUCAAUGUUUAUCGAUGUUUAGCAAUAUAUGUAUUAUGUUUUAUGUUAAAGAUUUACUUCUGAAUACUGGAUUGUUGUGAGGAGUUCAUCACAUCAUCAAUGUCCAGGAAAGAAGAGGAUGAAGCGAAUUUAGAAGAGCAAAAAUGCUUUUUAUGGAUGUGUUGGGGGCAAAGAAAAGUUAAACAUUCAUUUUGAGAUGAGAGCCUUUGACCAUAGAGUGGCAGCGGGGGAAAUAUAUUUCAUUCAUUUUCCUUAAGUAAGAAUUACUAUAUUUUUGAAAAUGCGUGAAAUUGAAAAGGCUGGAAAUGCAGAUGCUUUAUGCACUUGUUGCUGUAGACUAUUUUUGCUGAAAUUCACAUUUGGUUAUAAAAUUGGAGUUGUUGGCUUUAUUAUUAUGAAUCUUACCCUACUCUAUUCUCAUUUUGUAUUUUAAAUAAAGAUAGAAAUCAAAACA
Molecule: messenger RNA, 2383 nt
Organism: Brienomyrus brachyistius
Lineage: Eukaryota; Metazoa; Chordata; Actinopteri; Osteoglossiformes; Mormyridae
Exons: 3
Coding region: 723-1526 (267 amino acids)
Source: RefSeq, a predicted model, not a curated record